GCUUGCUUAAGACCAUCUGGCAUGAAGACAUAGCUCCAAGGUAAAUAUGGAUCUAAUCAACUCUACUAUCUACGUGGUCAAUGCCUCUACUUUAGCAAGAAACAGCACUCACAUUUCUGCUCCUGUUUCAAAAAUAAUCAUUGCCCUUCCUUUGUUCAUGUCAUUUAUAAUUGGUACUAUCACCAAUGGCCUCUAUCUAUGGGUGCUAAAAUUCAAGAUGAAAAAGACUGUCAAUACUCUCUUAUUUUUUCAUCUCAUUCUCUCAUAUUUUAUUUCAACAUUGAUUCUGCCAUUUGUGGCCACCUCUCAUCUUCAGGAAAAUCAUUGGACCUUUGGAACUGCCUUGUGCAAGAUCUUCAAUGGCACUUUGUCUGUGGGGAUGUUCGCCUCUGUUUUCUUUCUCUCAGCCAUCAGUCUUGAUCGUUAUCUUCUCAUUCUUCACCCAGUGUGGUCCCAGCAGCACCGAACCCCACGUUGGGCUUCUAACAUCAUCUUGGGCAUCUGGAUAUCUGCCACCACCCUCAGCAUACCCUAUUUGGUUUUUAGGGAGACACACGAUGACCGUGAAGGAAGGGUGACCUGCCGAAAUAACUAUGCUGUGUCUACUAACUGGGAAAGCAAAGAGAUGCAAACAUUAAGGCAAUGGGUUCACGCAGCCUGUUUUGGCAGCCGUUUCCUACUAGGCUUCCUUCUGCCUUUCUUCAUCAUCAUCUUUUGUUACAAAAGAGUAGCCAGCAAGAUGAAAGAAAGGGGCCUGUUUAAAUCCAGCAAACCCUUCAAAGUCAUGAUAACUGCUAUUAUCUCUUUCUUUGUGUGUUGGAUGCCCUACCAUAUAUACCAGGGCUUACUUCUCACUGAGAACCAGUCACUACUUUUACAGCUGACUAUGAUAUUUACAGUGUUGACCAUUUCUUUCAAUACUGUCUUUUCACCUAUACUCUACCUAUUUACUGGUGAGGAUUUCAAAAAGGUUUUCAAGAAGUCAAUUCUCACUCUGUUUGUGUCAACAUUCAGUGAUGAUUCUUUUGCAGGAAGGACACAAAAUCUAAAUUCAGAAAGCUUAAUUUAA
This is a messenger RNA of Castor canadensis (American beaver), 1069 nucleotides long. RefSeq names its product G protein-coupled receptor 33 (gene Gpr33). Gene Ontology annotation, cellular component: plasma membrane. Lineage: Eukaryota; Metazoa; Chordata; Mammalia; Rodentia; Castoridae. The record is from RefSeq and is a predicted model, not a curated record. Gene Ontology annotation, biological process: phospholipase C-activating G protein-coupled receptor signaling pathway; inflammatory response; positive regulation of cytosolic calcium ion concentration. Gene Ontology annotation, molecular function: complement receptor activity; G protein-coupled receptor activity.